Molecule: messenger RNA, 2300 nt
Organism: Thalassophryne amazonica
Lineage: Eukaryota; Metazoa; Chordata; Actinopteri; Batrachoidiformes; Batrachoididae
Product: KIAA0513 ortholog
Exons: 12
Coding region: 229-1473 (414 amino acids)
Source: RefSeq, a predicted model, not a curated record
GACGCAGGAAGAAAAUCAGCUGUGAGCGGUUUGUCUUUUAAGAUGCACUGGGAUUGCAAGUAUAAUUGAUAUCAGUACCACAGCAGUGUGACAGGGUCCGCCACAUCAAACAGGUGCCCAACAAUUACCCAACUAAACCCCUCAGAAGCAUCAAGCAUCAUCACCUGGAAAUAUCUUUUUUCACAGCAAGAAGUAGCAGAUUUAUGGUGGAAAAAAACUCUGACCAACAUGGACGGCAUGACAGGAGACAACCUGAAAGACUUUGACCUGUCAGUAAGAGGAAAUGUAGCUGAACUCCCUGGCCAUACAGAUGGUUUCUCUGCACAUCCAUUGUUUUCCAUGGAAUCCCAGCAGGAGCUCUUACUUCCAGAGCCUAUGGCAAUUGCUAAGCCCGGCUUACACCACCAUGACCAUGAAGAAGAAUGUGACAAUGAAGGUGAUGCAACAGAAUCUGCAGACAGUGAGAAUGACGUCGAUUCUCCUUCCCAUGCGUGGGCACUGAGGUGGUCCUCAUCUUCUUCCAUUCACAAUGAGGAGGAUGCUGAUUUGGAGAUAACAAGAGAGUUCAUGAAGGCUUAUGUGGAGAAGGUGUUUAAUGGAAAAGAGGACUUUGACCAGGAAGAGAAGGCUCACUUUGGAGAGCUGUGCACAGGAGAGAACGGAAAAGGCAGGGAGUGGUUUGCCAAAUACGUCAAUGCACAGCGCUGCCAUUCUAAGUGCGUCAGUGAAGCCGUCUUUUACAGACUGGUGCAGUCUUUUGCAGUCGUGCUGUUUGAGUGUUACCAGACAGAUGACUACAGCCCAGCCAAAAACCUUAUGACUAUGUGUUUCACAUUCUACUAUAUUGGAAAGUCCCCGUGUUCUCCCUCAGAACUUCUUGAUCGCCGAGUUCCUUCAGUCACGUUUGACUCUUACGUUAAGAAGGCCAACUCCUGGUUGUCUGGGAAAAAGAUUGCUGCUGGGUUCCUCCUUAAAAACAACCCCAAGACUGACAUGAAGGGCUUCUUUGGAGAUCUUGAGAGCAAACUAAGGAACUCUGUGGUUCCCAAGACAGAGAUGGGAAGAAACCCGGCUGAGACAAAGUCCCAGGCACCAGUGUCUGAAGCUCCAGUGGAAAAAAAAGAGGAAAAGCUGUAUCUGUACACCCACCUGAAACAGCAGCCAAUCUGGCAUACGCUAAGAUUUUGGAAUGCUGCAUUCUUUGACGCCGUCCAUUACGAGAGGAAGAAAAGGUCGCCCACAACAAGGGAGAAGUGGUGUCAUAUGAGCCAAGAGGAGAAGGAUGACAGCUCUAAAAUUGAUGAGAACAUUGCUUUUGGUCAGCUGGGGACAUUUACCCACAACAUGCUGGCUUUUGGACUCAGUAAGAAGCUUUGCAGUGAUUUCUUGAAGAAGCAGGCUGUCAUCGGUAACCUGAAAGAAGAACAGUACAAGCUGCUGAGUGACCAUAUUGAGCAAAUGGCAGUGGAGUGAGUCUGAAGACAUCUGGUUCCAUUUCACGUUGCAUCAUGACUGACUAGCAGCAGACAUACACAUCAGUAUCACAAUAUCAUUUCAACGUUGAACUGCUGUUGAAUACCUGCACAGUUUAGUGUGGAGAAAAGCCACGUCUGCCACAGAAUCGGUUUAUCCCAGGUUUCAGCACUGCUCUCCACCUGAACCCCGUCUCUACAGUCCCAGGUUUCAGCACUGCUCUCCACCUGAACCCCGUCUCCACAGUCACACACUGUCAUCCCCUGGUGCAUUUUAAUGCUUUACUACAAACAAUGUGUUUAAAGUAAAAACAUGCAGUGUGAUGUCAGGCCCUCUUGAUUUAUAUACUCCUGUUGCUGACAUCAGUCCUGGUUCCAUCACAUGUAGAAAAGCCCAUGAUUUAUGCGUUUAUGUGAAAAAAGAAAAUGUAGGCAAAGACAGAACAGUCAUUACAAUUGAAAUGAAAAGAAAAGCAAUAGGUUUUUCAGGCACACAUCAUCAGAUACAAAGGCAGAAAUGUUGAAAAUGCUCAGUCUGUCUAAUACCAGACAAUCCUGAAGCUGUAGAAAUUGAGCCAGCCAGGCAAAAGAAAGAGUGACAAUUUCUACAUUUCAACAAUGCUUUGUGUGCCACUUUAUUUACUUGAAAAUAAACUGAAAAACAUUCACAUACACACAGACUUUAUAAGCCUCGGCCCGGCUCCUUACUCCACGGGGGUCCUGACAGUAAAACAUCAAAGGACCGGGCCAGCUGGUUAAGGUGCCCUGACACGAGCAUGCCUUUGCUUCACGCAACAGCACGCACGACGUGUGUCGUGAAGAUCCCAC